UCUGAAAGAGCACUUUGAAAAAUGGGUCUAUAUGUACGCACCAUAACACCCUAUGCCCUCCCUGGAGUGCUGGCACUCCUUGCUUGCUGGUGGUUCUUCUCCCGAAAGAAAGACAGACGCAGUACAAAACCUGAUCAUAUAUCUGCUUGUGUGAAUGAGAUGGAAACAGUCGAUGCCCUGGAAGAAAUUCUUAGAGAAGAAGUACACAACAGUUCCAGGGCACAACUGCUGGACAAAGAGGAUGAAAUUGUAUUACAAGAAGACUGCAAGUGCUCCUUGCCUUUGGCUGCACGGGAAUCUUCUUUGUACUCAAUGCAGUCUAACUGCUGGGUUGAUGAUGACUUGGUAAAAGAGUCCCAUUUAAAAAAAGUGGGCACCUUACAAGGAUUUGCUGAUCAGGAAGUUGAUGAAAUUAAAAGCCCUGAUGGUUUCAGGGCAAAUGAAGCAGCUGAAGUCCAGGAAGUAGUAGGGGUUUCCCCAUAUUCAGUUAGUCAGACACUUGAUGGAAAUAAAGUUGUCAAACAUAAUUCUGCCACUUUAAAUGAUGUAGAAAAAUUGUGCACGAUAUCCACUGAGCCACCUUGUGGAUGUAGUCAGGCAGGUGAUAUUCAGGAGUUUCCCCUCAAAGAAAUUGAUCUGAAGAUCAGUUUCAUCCAUGAUUCUGAUUUGCUACAAGUAUUCUCUCAGACUGAAGCUCUUGAUAUGCCUGAAAAAAAAUUACCUGUUGAAGAUGUUAAUGAAAUAAAAGCAGAAGAUACAAUGUUGCCUUCACCACAGGCAAAUUCUGUAGAGAGAGGUUUAGUAUCCAAAGAAGUAGAACGAAAUUCUUCAGAAUUUAGACUACCCGCAUGUCAUGUUCAAACCUGGAAAGUCCCCUGUGAUCCUUUUAUUGAGCAGAACGAUGAAGCCUAUGAUCUUGGGUCAGCAAAACCAUGCUCCCACAGGGAGGGUGUUGAAAUUACACAGUCUGCUAAAACCAGUACAGUGUUUUUCAAAGAACUAGAUGUACAGCCCUCUGUGGCUGAAAUGCUGGUAGACUAUUCAGGGAGCCAUGUAGUACAGAGCUGUCAGCCCAUAGAAGAUGAAAUAGGAUUAGCAUUCAAAGGUGAUGUCAAACCUUUUGAAACUCAGUGUUCAGAAAGUAUUCUGUCAGAGCAAGUAACGCAUGAUAAUGCUUUGGACUUAACUACCCAGUCACAUCUGAAAGCGGUUGACUCUGUAAUAGCUUGUGAGCCCUCUGAAAGUUGUGUUCAAUCCUUCAUCACUGAAGUGGUCAGAGAGGGUAACUGUACGACUUUACUUGAUACUUUUUCCAAAUGUCUGGAAAAAAAAGAAGAAACCGAAGAUUUGUGUCCAGUAGUUGAUGAUUUAAAAGAAGCAAAUCCACAAAGCUUUUUGGGAGACUAUGAGGCUAAGAUAGUUGAACAACUUGCCAUGGACCUAAUUUCCAAAGUGAUUGUAGCUGCUAGACAGGAAAUUUUGUCUAGUUCAGUUAGUGACGUGUCUGAUAGCCGUUGUCAAAUUCUUGAUGAAAAUAGAGAUGUUCUAACGAGAGAUGCACAGAGCAAGCCGCUGGUUCCAGGGAGUGAUGAGGAUUCUGUUUCUGCAAACUUUACAUUUGGUGUAAAAGAUUUUGACUGUACUUGUGAAUCUACACAAUUUGAACUAUCACAAAAUGAGAACUUUAGAAAUACAGGACUGACCGUUGAUGAAUUCUGUCUAGAGCACCAAAGGGAAGAAAAACAUACGACACCCAGUACAUCUGUUUGUCGGAUGCCAUCGGUGUCUGACUUUAGUCCAGUUCAAAGAACAGAUUUUUUUGAGGAGUCUCAACCUGCCCUUGAGGAUUCCAGUCUUAGCGUCUGCACAUCAGAAGAAUGCCUCAACAUGGACGAUCCAAUGCAAAGCACAGUGUUAUCAACUGUUAGUAUUGGUGGCUACGACUCGCUGAGUUCCUCUGGGAUUGGGCUAUCGAGGGAAACAUUUAAUGUGUCCAUUGAGAAAACAAUGAAGGCUACAUGUGGGGAAAAUGACAAGGAGCUCUACUGUAAUGGAGACAUAAAGCGAGGUUCUCCAGACUUAAACCAUGAUGGACCCUUGACUACCGAGUCAGAGGUAGAUCACUCAGGAGGAUCGGAUGUAAACAGCAUGGAUUCUGUGGAUAGUGGUUAUGCUUUGGGAAAUAGUGAGCAGUUUCAGAAUGUGAAGCAGAAGUCAGAUGCAAAAAAAGCUGACCUUGUAAUCUGGGAAUUUGAAGUGCCAAAGUAUUUGGUUGGCCGAUUAAUUGGGAAACAAGGCAGGUUUGUGAGCUUCUUGAAGCAGUCGUCCGGUGCCAAAAUAUAUAUCUCUACUGUGCCUUACACACAGGAUAUCCAGAUAUGUCAUUUAGAAGGUUCUCAGCAGCAGAUAGACAGAGCUCUAAGUCUAAUCCGAAAGAAAUUCAAGGACUUGAAUCUGACAAACAUAUUUGCACCCCCUCCUCCUCUGAUCCCUCUUCCUGUUGCAUCAUGGCUCACACUCCCAAAUAAUGUGUCAGUGGAAGUAGUUGUGGUUAAUGUAGUGAAUGCAGGACACAUGUUUGUCCAGCAGCGUACACACCCUACUUUUCAUGCACUUUGUGGCUUGGAUCAGCACAUGAGUCUCUGUUACUCACAGCCUGGUAUUCCAACAUUACCCACACCAGCAGAAGUUGGGAUUCUCUGUGCGGCACCUGUUGGACCCAGUGUUUGGUGGAGGGCACAAGUAAUGGCCUACUUUGAGGAUACUGAGGAAGUUGAGAUCCUCUAUGUGGAUUAUGGUGGCUACAAUAGAGUCAAGAUUAACACCCUCAGACAAAUCAGGUCCGAUUUCGUUUCACUACCCUUCCAGGGUGUAGAGGUUCUUCUGGACAAUGUAAUUCCACUAGGAGAUGAAGAUCAUUUUUCAGCUGAAGCCGAUGCAGCUGUAAAGGAGCUAACAAGAGGUGCACCUAUGCUUACACAGGUUACAAAUUAUGAUGAAGCGACUAGGCUUCCACUUGUCCAACUAUGGCGCCUAAAUCCAGAUGAGAUGGUGUCGGUCAACAGGUCGCUUGUGGAAAGAGGCUUCGCUGAAUGGAUAGACGGCUAUUAAUAGUCUAAGCACCGUUUUCAGCAAAUCAAUUUUGUACUGUAUUAGGCUUGGCAUUGAGAUUGUUCAUAUAACUUAAACAUCAACUCUCAUCAUGUUCAUCUGAUGGCUUGGUUGUUUGGGCAGUGAAAAUUCACAGCAAUAGUCUGUUUAGAGAACAGACCACAAAGCCAUACAUAAAUGUAAGUUUUCAACUGCCAUACACCAAAUGCCUCUUCAAUGAGUUAUUGUCAGAGAUGCAACACUUCUAAUAGCACAAUAUACAUCGUGAAUUCAUCCGGGAACUGGUCUGUAUGACUAGAGCAAGUUUAGAUGAACUAUUCCACUAUAAUGUGAUUCUAUCUAGAACUAAAUGGGCUUCACCUAAAUUGUGCAUAAUGUGUAUUGUACUCUUGAACAUCCUAUUUGCCAAGCCUGAUGUGUAAUUUAUCAUUUUGUACCUUUGCAAAUUUUUGUAAAUAUAUGAAAUGAAAUCACUGUAAUAUUUUGUAUCAGAACACUGGAAAAAAAAAAGGGAAGUCACAAAUUCCACACUCUUGCUCAAACCAGUUUGUUGCACAAAUGCAUUUAAAGGCCAGUGUGCCUUAAUUCAAACCCUGCUAUUGGGGGGGUAAAAAGAAAAAACCCGCAAAGCAUUUACAAAUUUAGAAUGAAGUGUCAAGAUCUUUCCACAAUUAAAAUAUUUCAUUUGUGAUCAUGGAAAGUGACAUUUAGCUAUGGGCAGAUGUUGUCCUGUAUAUAAUCCUGUUUGUAGACAUUGCAGUAAAGCUCUUUCUGGCCUAUUUAGGCAGAUAAGUAGGCUACACCUGUUUGCAUAGGGUAUAGAAGUAAAAUAUCUGUCAAGAUCAUAUACAUUGAUCUUUUGUGGAUGACUAUGGUUGCCUUGAAUAAGAUAUGAAUUUAAAGCUACUGACCCAAUUACUGAAUAUUAAAGGUUUGUUUGUGCACAAACAUGUGCGUUUCGAUUUGCCAUAUAGACUGGUGUUGCGAUCUGUUCAUUUUUUGCUACUUUGUACAAAUGUAAAGUAAGAAAACGAAUUAUUGCAUUGGUGUGCCCUUUUUUUUAUUUCAUGACAAAUGGAUUUUUAAACCUGUAAAAGUUAAUAUAAAUCCAGUGGAAAAGUAUUGUAAAGUGCAUAUUUUUCUCAAGAACCUCUUGUGAAUGGGUGGGGGAAAAAAUUAUAAUAAUAAUUAAAUAAAGCACUGAGCAAGAA
Messenger RNA from Nanorana parkeri, 4322 nucleotides. RefSeq names its product A-kinase anchoring protein 1 (gene AKAP1). The transcript is spliced from 10 exons. The coding region runs from base 22 to 3111 and encodes 1029 amino acids. Lineage: Eukaryota; Metazoa; Chordata; Amphibia; Anura; Dicroglossidae. Gene Ontology annotation, molecular function: RNA binding. The record is from RefSeq and is a predicted model, not a curated record.